AAAUAUUUCUGCGAACCACCAAAAUUUUCUCACAGACCACCAGUUGGUGACCGUUGGACUAGAAAUCUGGAAUAAAAAAAAUAUUCUGGAAGAAGGCUAUAGCAAAACUGUUUCAUUAAUACUUCCAUGAAAAAUACACAAGAGUUCAAACUUCACUUAAGGGCCUCUUUGUCUUAUGAUAGCAUGAGAAGCUAGAAAAAUGGUUCAGGUGACUAAACCAUGGCUAACUAUGGUUCGGGAUGGUAAAUGAAUAAAGGCUGAGGGAUCAACAGAAAGGAAUUGUGCUAUAUAUUUUAGUAUAACAGAGUUGGAAGGGACCUUGGCGGUCUUCCGGUCCAACCCCUUGCUUAGGCAGGAAACCCUACACCACUUCAGACAAUGGUUAUCCAACAUCUUUUAAAAAUCUUCCAGUGUUGGAGCAUUCACAACUUCUGCAGGCAAGUUGUUCCACUGAUUAAUUGUUCUAACUGUCAGGAAAUUUCUCCUUAGUUCUAAGUUGCUUCUGUCCUUGAUUAGUUUCCAUCUAUUGUUUCUUGUCCUGCCCUCAGGUGCUUUGGAGAAUAUUUGACUCUCUCUUCUUUGUGGCAACCCCUGAGAUAUUGGAACACUUCUAUCAUGUCUCCUCUAGUCCUUCUUUUCAUUAAAUUAGACAUACCCAGUUCCAGCAACUGUUCUUCAUAUGUUUUAGCCUCCAAUCCCUGGUGGUGAAGGUGCCUUGGAACGAGUUUUCUAGCUUUGCUGGCUGAGGAAUUCUGGGAGUUGAAGUCCACAAGUCUUAAAGUUGCCAAAGUUGGAGACCCCUGUUCUAGCAUGCAAUUAUUUUGGAGAGACAGUGGGAAGGCUGAGAAAAGAAUGGAAGGGAGAAUAGAUACAAACAGACACAGAGGAUGAUUUUGUUGGCAGCUUAUCUCAUAAACAGCAACACAGCCCAGCUGGCAAGAAAUCCUGGAAGAAGCUUUUCAAAUCAUUUCAUCACACACUAUAAAUGAACAGUGGAAAUUCCACUUUGCUUCCAAGAUAUAAUAUUUACACGAGGCUGGCAUUAAGGGUGCCUUACUGAAAUCUGUGCCGUUCUUGCUCCCUCGAUCUUGUCCAACUAAGUGAGACUGACACACGCAUGCACAUUCAUUUGCAAAAUGCUGUUAGAGAACUAGAAAUUGGUACUUUUUUUAUAUAUAUAUAACUCUCCUACACUUCGUUUGCUUUACCCUUUUGAAUGCCUUUGGAAACCCUUGGAACUUUCUAUAUAGGCUUAGACACCAUGGACCGUACUUGUGCUGAAAGAUGCACAGAACUGUAUAGCUAAGGGCAAUGUUUAUGGUUUGUGGUAUCAAUCAGAUAAAGUUGAUUGAAAAUGUGGUUGUCAUUGAAGCUCUGGCGUCAUUUUGAAUUUUGGAGUGCUGUCUAAGCCCAGACCAACAUCCCAAGCCUUAAAGAUGGUUAGAACUCUUAACUUGCUGAAAUACUUGCAGGAAAAAUAACAGGACUCAACCUAGAACAUGGAAGUAAAAUUCAUCCAGAAUUAAUAAGCCUAGAAAGAAUACAUAAUAAUUUUAAAUAAUUAAUAAGCCUAGAAAGAAUACAUAAUAAUUUUAAACAAUUUUCCUCCACAGGAAAAGGUUGCCUUUAAGUGUUAUGUAAUUUAGGUAAUUUGUUCAGGAGAAGGGAUGCAGUGGCUCAAUGGCUAAGACGCUGAGCUUGUCAGUCGAAAGGUCGGCAGUUCAGCGGUUCGAAUCCCUAGUGCCACGUAACGGGGUGAGCUCCCGUUACUUGUCCCAGCUUCUGCCAACCUAGUAGUUUGAAAGCAUGUAAAAAAUGCAAGUAGAAAAACAGGGACCACCUUUAGUGGGAAGGUAACAGCGUUCCAUGCUCCUUUGGCAUUUAGUCACACCGGCCACAAGACCACGGAGACGUCUUCGGACAGCGCUGGCUCUUCGGCUUUGAAACGGAGAUGAGCACCACUCCCUAGAGUCACAAACGACUAACACUUAUCACAAGGGGAACCUUUACCUUUACUAAUUUGUUCAGGAAGUGUUACCCGUCUGGUUGAAUCUAAAACCUCAUGCUCAGCGCAUCGUGGAUGGAUGUGGCUUUUAUCCCCAUUGAAACCAAACUGACUAGGAGAGAGCUUCACUCACCAGCUUGUUUUGAAUCUAUUGUUCCCUUGCUUUAGAAGCCUUAAUUCAGGUCAUUAUGAUUUACAAUUAUUCAGUGUUAAAAGGUAAGCACGCUGCAGAUUUACCUGCAUGGCCUUUUGCCAUUAAAGACUGAAGACUUGGCAAUGGGGGGGAAAAAACUGGAUGAGGAGUAUUGCAUGCUGGAUCCAAUUAAGCACCUGCAAACUCUUUUGCUUCCUUUGCCCCAUGACCUCCAAACUGCUGCUUGCAGUAUCCAAAAUCGGGGUCAAAUGAAAGAAACUCAUCUCCAAUCAAAGGACAGUUUUGAAAUAUUUCCAGUGGAAUUUAAGGCAGUCUGCACACCAGCCUGUUCUGGUGAAACGAGCUGAAAGGAUGGGAAAUGCCUUGAUUGGUCCCAGAUUGCCUGUUUUUGCAAGGCGGAUAAUGGCUUCAGUGGGGAUAGGAAAAUUCAGCCAAAAGAGCUACGUUUUCUUCCAACUCUGCAGAUUACUUUCUCUCUCUCUCUUUUUUCUUUUUCUUUUCUUUUCUGUUCUGGUUUCUCUGCUCAACCAUUCCCCCCGCCCCCCGAUCUCAGUUUUACCAGGCAUGGUACCCAUACAACAUUUGAUGAUUGGAAAUUGCCCAACUGUUGCUUUUUUGAUGCGAAAGCCAGAUGAAACUUCUUCUGUAAACAAGCAAGAGGCCCUUAAACUCUGAACUGCAAAGAAAGAACCAGGGGUGCCUUUCGAAGACCAUAGAAAACGUCAGCUCCAUGGAGCAUUUAUAAUAAUCUUUGUCUGAGCAAGCCCAGAAGGUUUUAUCCUUCACCAAACCAGGGUCUUGUGCUGGAAGGGAAUCUAAGAUGAAUUUAUGGGAUAUGAUGACUGUCUGCGUGGUGCUACUCAACUCGAUCUCGACCUUUCCGCUUCCCGCUGGUAAGAGACCUCCUGAAAAGGCCCGCUCAGUGCUAGGAAGAGCUGAAGAAGACCACACUACCAGCAGGCUGCUGAAUCCCUACGCUGGCCAAAUGGAUUCUAAUAUGCCUGUGGAUUAUCCCAGCCAACUUGAGGAUGUGAUGGAUUUUAUUCAAACCACUUUAAAAAGACUGAAGAGGUCACCAGAUAAACCACGUUUCUCCAAACGGGAAAGAAACCGGCAAAAUGCAGGAAGGAACAAUAAUUCCAACAAGAAAGGACGGAGAGCUCAAAGGCUUAAAUCUCGGGAUUGUGUCUUAAGUGAGAUCCACUUAAAUGUGACUGACCUGGGUUUGGGAUACACUACCAAAGAAGAAUUAAUUUUCCGUUAUUGUAGUGGUUCGUGCGAGACUGCUGUAACCCUGUAUGACCAAAUUUUAAACAAUUUAACCCAAAAUAAAAAGUUGGUCAGUGACAAAAUCAGGCCACAGCCUUGUUGCAGACCCAUUGCUUAUGAUGAUGACCUUUCGUUUUUGGACGAUGACCUAUCAACUUAUCACAUACUGAGGAAACAUUCCGCUAAAAAGUGUGGGUGCAUUUGAUGUCCUUGUGUGUUUGGACAUGGCUAUGAUAUUGCAUUCCUGCUACAAUGGGCGAAGAAGGGGACCAAGGCUCCUGAGGAAAGAAAAGGUUGGCUUCAAAAGAAGGAAGAGGACCAAGCAUACAGGAGAACAACAGCUGUGGGAGCCUGGUUGAUGGAUAUCCAGCACAGGAUAAUUGGUGAAGCGACAACAUGAUGGAGCUUUUGGUUUCUACAGGAAGGCAAAUAGACAUCAGUGCUCAGGGGUUGAGAUCCAGGAUGAAUGGGAAUUACUUUACACCAUUGGUUAUGAAGUGAUCCACCACUGGCAAAACUUGGCCAAACAGGUGCUUAUCAACACAAGCUCCCUUCCUUCUUUGUUUUCUCCCCCCCCCCCACUCCAAAAUGGAAGUUAAACUAAUGAUCACAGGCCUUCAUCCCAAUCUGGAGGCAUAAUCUGUCUUUCAUAUUGAGAAGAAUGUAUUUUAUGAUCAGAUGCAGGAGCUUCUGGGUGGGGGGGGGCAGAAUCAACAAUGUCAGAGUGGCCACCAUGAUCAGAUGACUGGCGUUCCAACCCUUUUUAAAUGUGUCUGUUGCAUGUUAAAAAGGAACGAUGCUUUGGUUACCCAGCCAUAUCUACGAUUUUGGUCUUCUUGACCUCAUCCCCCAUAGAUACCCCUGAUCCAAACCUUCCUUAAGCUUGCAUCCUCCAGUUAAUAUAGACUGGGUUUCCAGAAUUCUUCAUAAUGGCCAUACUGGCUGAAGUAUUCUGAAAACUGAGUGAGCAAUCCUGAAGAAUUUAUCGGGAUAUUUGAGAUGCAAGAGUGGAAUAUAUAGAAAUGUUAUAAUGGAUAAAACACACUUGAUGAAAGGAGGAAAUUAUCCUAGCAGAAUUCUCCGUUCAUAGAAAUCGCUGACUAAACUUGUCCAGCUUGAGAACUGACAGUUCCCAACAAUUCACUCAGCACUUUUUUUGAUACUUGUUUAUGGAAAACCUAGCAAUCGUAGACCUUUGUCUUCCAUUGCUAAUAAUCUCUUUCAGAAAUCCUUCACAGAAUUCUAAGCUUGAAAUUCUGCCCUUGAUUUACAGACCACUUAGCUAAAUUGUACAUCACAACAUCCCUCUGUAAAGACAUUACAACAUCCCUCUGUAAAGACAUUAACAAGCUUCUUCUCCUGUGCCUUAUGAAUAAUGCAGAAUUAUUCUACCCAUACCAAUCCGUCAGAAAGGAAACUCGCAACAGAGUCCUCCGGUUACAAAGCUUCAAGUAGAGUUACGUAUACAGGUAAUCCUUGACUUACAACAGUUCAUUUAGUGACCACUCAAAGGUACAACGGCAUUGAAAAAAGCGGCUUAGGACCGUUUUUCACACUUACAACUUUUGCAGCAUCCCCAUGCUCAUGUGAUCAAAAUUCAGAUGCUUGAUGACUGAGUUAGUUAUCAAGUUAUUUAUGACAGUUGCAGUAUACCCGUGGUCAUGGGAUCAGCUUUUGCCAACCUUCUAACAAGCAAAGUCAAUGGGGAAAUGUCAAGGUUCCAGAAAUUCCUCUUCUGCGUUCAGAAAAAAGACUCAGAAGCAUUCUUUCUUUUUCUCAGAGUCCUUUACUAGCAUGAGGAGACUGGCACACGAUGAGUGCAAUUCCCAAAACUGAAGUUCCGGAUUCGUUUCCCCAGUUAUACAAACCCCAAUAGUCCCACCCCCCUGACCCCUCGGAUGAUCACACGGCCCCACGUUCCUCCAGUUCAUUCGAGGAACUUCUUGCCACUCUUCCUGCAGACGUGAACACCAUCCGACCUUGAGCCGUUGAAGAAUACUACCCUAUCCCUCAACCCCCCCUCCUCCCCUCAGGAUAAAAAUGUGGCAGCGUCUGGAAACCUAAAGUUUAAUAUGGUUUCCAGGCCUGACAGGAAGCAAGAUUCACUUAACAACCAUGUUACUAACUUAGCAGCUGCAACAAUUCACUUAACCACUGUGGCAAGAAAAGUCAUAAAAUGGGGCAAACUCUCUUAACAAAUGUUUCCCUUAGCAGCGUGAAUGUUGGGUUCCGUUGUGGUCUUACUUCGAGGACUAGCUGUAAAUCGAAAGCACUUCCAUAGUUUUAUAUACAGGUAGCCCCUCAAUUAACAAUCACUCAUGUGCCAACCGUUUGAAGUUAUUGGCCCUGAAAAGGGGGAUUUACAAAUGGUCCUCACACUUACAACCAUUGCAGUAUCCACCAUGAUCAUGCUUGGCAACUGGCAUGUACUGUAUUUACAAAAGUGAUGGCUGAAGCCGAAUUCACUUAAUCGUGUGAUUCACUUAAUAACUGGAGUAAUUUGCUUAACAACCGUGACAGAAAAGGUUGUAAAAUCGAGUGGGGCUCACUAAACAAUCAUCUUGCUUAGCAACAGAACUUCGGUUGUUCUCGAUGGUGUACGUAAGUCAAGGAGUACCUGUAUGGCAAAGAAAUCAAGCUCAACUUUUAAUUCUAUUGCUAAAUUCUAAACAAAUGAUUAUGAAAAAGGAUGGAGGAUUUCUGAAAGCUAACUAAUUUAGAAUGUAACCGAAAAAGGAUUAACGUUGGAGGGAGAGAGAUGUUACCCUUUCUGUUUCCCAACAUAGCAGGCUGUGUUUUUAAUCACCUGUCUAGCAAAAUGCCAUUUUUAAAAAUGUGGAUCUUUUUUAUUGGUUUAAAGAAGGACUAAGGUCACUUACUUAAUGAACUACAUUUUUAUUUGCAGUCAUCGUGAGUGAAGAGAAAGACUACUUGAUGCAAUGCAUCCUGUUUAAAGUCAAAUCUAGAGAAAAUAUUUAUUGAGAUUUUAAGUUAUUAUUAUUAUUAUUUAUUACGGUUCAGACACGAGUUUCAGUUUCAUUAUUUAUUAAAGCUUCUUUCUUUAAAGAGGUGCCAAAGUUACAAUGGGAUAGUGAUGCUGGGAUCAAGGUAUAUAGUUUUUCUUUUUUUUAAAAAAGAAGUAUUAAGAAUUAAUAUUGGGAAUGCAAACUGUUGUUGUUGUUUUAAAAAAAAAUCACUUACUUUACCAUUUGAAAAAAAAUCAUGGAAGCCCAGUUGGAUAGUAUUUCAUCAUACUCAUUGCAAUAUGCUUUAUCAUUGAUCUUCUUUAACUAGUUGAAAGUUUGAAGAUUCCCUAACUUCUGACAGUGCUGUUGGGAAGGGUUGAAGUCACAGGAGAUAUCAUACUUUAUUACCUUUGAUGUGGGGGAGAGGCAAAGUAUCAUAAAGACCAGAAAAUAUCAAGAAUAUUCUAAUAGCUGAAUAUCCUGUCAGAGGUUAAUGGGUUUAAUUUUGAGAUGUCUCUUCCUUGGCCUCAUUCAGCGUAGAGAAGUGAUUGGAGGCCAUCAAAGAUGAGCUAUUUCAAAUAAUAACUUAGUGAUGGCUUUCAAACAACUGAUAUAUAUUCAUUUUGAAGACCAUUAUCUCCAAUAAGAAGCCACUGGGUCAACUGAUGCAAACUGUUGUAUGCAGCAGAUCAGAGUUUCCCAACCUUGGCAACUUUAAGACUUGUGGACUUCAACUCCCAAAAUUCCCUAGCCAGCAUGGCUGGCUGAGGAAUUCUGGGAGUUGAAGUCCAUCUUUCUUAAAGCUGCUAAGUUGGGAAGCACCGCAGCAGAUGAACAUCUGCAUGCACGCAUACAUUUUUAAUACGAUGGUCUUUUAAAUUAUCUGAAGUGCAUUUCAGUGGAAAUCUGCAUACAAAUUGUUGGAUGCCCAAGCUUCUAUUGUUUGACAUAACCCCUAAAAUAGCAACUAUAAAUAGCAACUAUUUGAAAGGAACUUAGAGGUGAGGCAAACCCAUUGCAGCAAAGGCUUAGUCACUGGUCACUUAGACCAGGGGUCUCCAACCUUGGCAACUUUAAGCCUGGUGGACUUCAACUUCCAGAAAGCCCCAGCCAGCAAAGCUGGCUGGGGCAUUCUGGGAGUUGAAGUCCUCCAGGCUUAAAGUUGCCAAGGUUGGAGACCCCUGACUUAGACAACAAAGUUAAGCAUUUGUUUAACGCCAUCUCAAUGAAGUGAACAAUAUUUGCUAGUGCCCAAUUUGGCGACUCUUAAUUUUCUGCUUCAGAUGGAACAUAAUGUUUUUUGGGAUGCUUAUAGCAAAACCCUUCUCCUAAGAAACAUUUUACAUCCUUGCAUAACAUUGAUCAAGACCAUCCUACAUCUGGAAAGAUAUUCGUACUAUCUGAACAUUUCACCCAUUAUGAAAAAACUAGUUAAUAACAGUAUUUCUGUAGUCUUUGGCAGAUAUUAGUUCCUAGUAUUGGUCUUAAUCUGCUAAAAACGUUAUUUAAAUACACCUAGGAAUUUAAUCAAUAUUUGUAAUGGAGCUCUCCUUGUUUUUAAGCAAAAGCAUGGGGGGGGGAAAUUAAAUUGUGAAAAUUUUAGAGUACUUAUUACCGUUUUAUUACAAUAGUUCAUAAUAAGCCAGGUCAUUUUGUCCUGUCUUUUUAUUCUGACUGACAAAAGAGUGUUAUCUCCCGGGGUUCAUAUCUAAUGUUCUUAAAGCAGAGAUCCCAGGAAAUGAAAAUGAAGAUCUUACAUGUUUGAAGCUGGUUUGCUAUUUCUGCUGCUACUGCCUACCAUAUUACUACUGAGAGAUAUAAUCGUCCCAAACAUGCUUUUUCAAGGGCAGCGGGACUUUGUCUUUCCUUGAAGACGUUUCGCUUUUCAUCCAAGAAGCUUCCUCAGUUCUGAAGUGCAAUGUUUGAGAACUAAAGAAGCUGCUUGGGUGAGAAGCGAAACAUCUUCAAGGAAAAACAAAGUCCAGUUUCCCUUUGAAAAAGCACCUUUGGGACAACCAUGACCUGGAUGACUGAGGAUCUCCAUAGACAUACUGAGAUAUAGGAACUUUUCCUGAAUCUUAAUAUAUUCUUGAAUGAAGCUUUCCAUUCUUCCUGCCACAUCUUUAUUUUUUCAUGUAAUAUAUUAUCUGAUAGGAUGAUAACUUGUGGCUUCUUGGGACACAUAACUUUAUGCUCACCAUUUCCUACUUGAGCCAUCUGCCAAUCCCACCUUCAUACAAUUGGACUAUGGAGCCAAGGAAGACCUGUGUCUCAACAUAUACAGUUUACCAAGGUGAGAUGGCUAGGAACUUCCACAAUCUCCCUCUUAAGUUAAUUCUGCCAUGUGGAGACAAUCCAAAAGAGAAAUUCCUCCAGUCCUACAGUGUUCAGAGGUUUCUUCCAAGAAAAAGGAGAGCCAGUGUCUUUGAACUCUCUGGUAGAAAUUCAACAACAACUACUUUGAUGUAACAGGUAGAAUAUUUAUUGGAGUUGCAACACCAUGACCCAUAGAAAAUAAUUAAUGUGGAAUUUGAAAAAUACCCCUCAGCAUUUGAUAAGAUAAAGACCAAAGAGAAAAGAAAGCCAUAUUAUCUCAUUCUGCCAAAAACUACAGAGCACAUGUGGAUUAUAUAAUAAUGAAAAAAAUAAAAACACACUCAACGCCAAUUAAUCCAUAAUCAAAGUUUUAUGAAAAUGUAGCCUUAUUCUUUCACACCAGAAAGCAGAAGAAUUUAUGUCCCUGUUCAUUUGCCUGCAGAGAUGUCCUUAAGGUGGCAGCCACAAUAGUGGGUUCCAAGUCCCACCUGUUUUUUAUGCAUGUCAUGUGUGCACAUAAAAAUACAGGUGACACUUUGAUUACAUUAUCAUGGAUGCUGUUGAAACUUUGACUAAACCUGCAAAUGCUAUGUUUUUCAUGUCUGAUUCUGCUACCAUUGCUAAUGUACAACAGACAUGGGACCACUAUAAUUUCCAUCCAAAUAUUUUAACUGCAAUUCCUAUCUCUUUUUGACUCUCUUUUUUUUUUUUUUUUUUUUGUGCGGUUGGUCUCCAAUAAACAUAAGCGACUGUAAUCCAGAGAACAGACUGUAUGUCAUAUCCCAGGCUAUAACUCUACUCUUAUUAACACUGAAUAUAAGUUUUCUGAAAUCAAUGGAACAUCAAAUUAGUAUUCCGCAGAAAUGAAAUAGAUUUAACUUCAAGUAAUUUCAUUGGAGUGAGUAUCUGAGAAUUAUUUUUAAAAAUAAUUCCAAGCACUUCGUUUUUGGAAAUGUCGAUAAGUAAUUUUGCUGUGCUGAGCAUACACUUCAUUCAUGCGGCCUUUGCAUCUGAGAAAUAUCUAUUGCAAGAAUGGGAUCUGAGCGGGAUUUAAGCCAACAGUUCAGUAUAUCUCUGUCAUCAAGAAUGUGUUCCAUUCAUUUGGGAAAAGGUUUCUAAAGCUUCCAGCAAAAUAUUUUGAUUUUGUCCUAGGGAUGUUGACCUUUCUGUGGAUUACAUCUUACGUGCCUGCCUAAUGCUUGUCUUGAAGCCACUUUUUAUCCUGUUGCUACAGAAAUUUGCGCGGCUAUAGUUAUCCAUGUUCAUUUUAGAGAUAUAUUCUGCUGUGUUCAGCAGCAUUCCCAAUUAAAAUGAAAAGGAACAUACCCCUAGUUUUAAUUGUUUAAAAGGACUGUACCUGCUUCAAAAAGGAUUCAAACGUUUUACACAAGCUUGACAGCUCUCUCUUUUGUUAAAAAGCUCCCACCCACCCCCAAAAGCAGGCCUCUAGAACAGGUGUGUCAAACUGGCAGUCCAUGGGCUGGAUGUGUCAUGUGCAGGCCACGCCCACCCCAGCUCCGUGAAUGGGAAAACCAUCGCAAAAUGUCACGUGACGCCAAUGUGACACAGCGAGUUUGACACCCAUGCUCUAGAACAAUCUCACUGCUUUAAAGAGUUGACAUAUGAGAUUCUUAAAGCAGCUGUAACUUUCUUCAAGUUCAGGUAGUAACCUGAACAACUGUGAGCUGCCUUACUGUCUAGCAAAGAGUUCUGCAUUCACACUUGUGCAAAUGUGCACAAAGGACUUCUCUGAUAUACUUUUUGAAGCAUUCAUAUUCCUAUAGGUUAGCAUAGAAGAAGGCAGACUAGGACCAUCCAGAUAUUUUGAGUUACAAGUUUCCAGGUCUUUUGCUAUCAGCCAUGCUGGUGAGGAUAAAGAAUCAUUGGAGUUGAAACUAUCAAGCUACGGUAACAUAGCCAGCUGUUGCUACCCUAUAUUUCCACGUAUAAAUAGAUAUUAACAGCAUUGAUGCCUAUCUACUCAGAAGUAAAGCUGAUUGCUUUCAAUAGGACUUACUCCAGAGAGCAACCUAAGACUCUUUCAGCUAGAAUUAUUGUCACAUUUACUUCCAGUUUUAAUUUCCUUUCCAGUGAAUCUUUCAUGUGUCCUGUAAAUCUGGCUUUCAUAGAGUGGAUUUAAACAUUUGUUUAAUAUUCCCACUGAAACAAAAGGAAUUUCACUGGAUUUUUAUCCAAAAGGGGGUGGGGGAAAUGAUGAAGGAAUAGUGAUAGAAUGGUCACAUGACAGGAUACAAGACUGCACGAAAGUUUAUCCUUUAAUGAAUUUCUACAAUCUGAAUCUUACCGUGGACAGAAUAUUACCAGAUAGGCUGUAUUACAAACCACCAGUCUGUUAAAUCUUGAUUACUUCUGGCAAGACAGGACCAACUGCAGUUUCACAUCUUGUAUUAAGCCAUAAUGUACUAAAUGUUUUAUUUUUGGCUUUUGUGAAGCUAUCUAACUGCUGUGUCGAAACCAUGGUUUAUGGUUUAGUGCAAUGCAUGAAUCUCAUACUGUUCCCUGUAAGAUAAAUCAGCAAGACAUAAAUUUGACUGGUAUGCCUUCUGGACAAUUAGUUGUCAUGUUUAGGAUAUGUUGUAGAGUAGUUACAUGACUGGUUUAUCCUUAAUCAUAAGAUGGUACUAUGUGGUCAUCAAUUGGAAAAAUCUAAUGGAUUUGGCGAUGUAAGAACAUCAUGGUUCUUAUUCAAGUUUUUCUGUAUGCAUGAGUAUAGUUAUCUUUUCAGACAGCGAAGCCUGCAGAAGGCAAAAUGAUACCCUCAAAAUAUUCAUCCAAACCAACCAGGGAGAGCAGGUUCCAUGUCUUCUCAUGAAGCAUCCAAGCACCUUUACAGAAAUCAGUUUGGCCUUUGCUGUGAGCCUCUUUCAGCAACCAGUAGCUUUCCCUGUUUUACCCUUUAAUGGCAGCCUAAUGCUAACAAACCAAAAAGGUAAAGUUUGUGAUUUUUUCCCACUCUGGAAAUAAGAAUUGGGGAAAAAAAUAAAAAUAAAACAGUUGUUAUUAUUGGGGAUUUCUACUUCACCUCCAAUCGACGUCUCAGCCGUUUGUGUUAAGCAAAGUUCUCUACAGACUUUAUUUUUGUACAAUAUGCAUUUUAUAAACUUUUUAUGAAAUAAAGCU
Ahaetulla prasina is the source of this 11851-nucleotide messenger RNA. RefSeq names its product glial cell derived neurotrophic factor (gene GDNF). Gene Ontology annotation, molecular function: glial cell-derived neurotrophic factor receptor binding; receptor tyrosine kinase binding; growth factor activity. The transcript has 3 exons. Gene Ontology annotation, biological process: peripheral nervous system development; negative regulation of neuron apoptotic process; positive regulation of branching involved in ureteric bud morphogenesis. The record is from RefSeq and is a predicted model, not a curated record. The coding region runs from base 2980 to 3633 and encodes 217 amino acids. Lineage: Eukaryota; Metazoa; Chordata; Lepidosauria; Squamata; Colubridae.